AUGAAUGGUAGUUUUGUGCCCAAACAAAUGAUGAAGGCUGUUAGUGAUUUUGAAAAAUGGUGUUUGUGUAACGAUUAUUAUAGUUGUCCUGUUGUCACAGAUUUUGUACAUGUAUCAAAUUUAGAAGAUCGGUUUAAGGAAUUUCUCAUGUGCCAUUUCAAAGUGUAUUGGGGAUACGCUUACACAACAACAACAACGAUUUGCGAUAUUUUGGUGAUUAUUGCUGCUCUUAUCCGAAAUUAUCAUCAACUGGUAUAUCCGUGGCUAUUUAUUAAAGCAAUAACUUUGAUCGGCGAAAUGUUCUAUAUUUUAAAGGACUACUGUAUGAAUGACUGUAAGCCAACUACGUUACAGUUAAUAGUUAUAGCACACACAGCUUACAGUUGGUACUUUAUUUAUACGUGGAGCUCAUAAUAGAAGUUGCAAAUGAAUAGUAUAUUGACAUAGAUAUAAAAUCAGAACAUUUGGUCUACAAAUCAAAAGUAUAACUAAAUACUUAAUCAAAUCUAAUUAUAAUAAAAAUGAAUGAAUCCCGUGUUAAAUAUAAAAGGAGUAAGCUGGAUAUAUUGGUAUACUUAAAGGUAUAACUACGAACAUCUAAUCGUAUUAUUUUACUUAUUUCAGUUAAGAUUAUUAUUAUUAUUAUUUUAAUAACUUUUUUUGUGUGUGUUUAUGGAGGUGAUUUUUGUACUAUGCACUUCAUAUAAUAAUUCAUGUUUAGCAAAUAAAAAUUGUUACACUUAUAAUUACGAAUAAAACAUUGUUCUUAGGAGUAUUAUAAGCACAAUUCCGUGGAUUAUGGAUAGCCGUCGGGUAUGAAGUCUUUCUUUCAAUAUAUUGUCUUGUUUCCGUUUUAAUCAUAAUAUAUUAAUCUGCAUUAUAUAAUAUUAAGUGUUACAAACAACAGCCAAUUAAAUAUAAUAUAAGGAACAAUUCAAAAAUAUUUCAAUAUAAUAUGUACAGUGUACAUGUAUAUGUUCGAUUUAGCUACUGUUACAGCCUCUUGAAUACGAGGAGGCAGCAUGAUCGUAUAUAUUAAACCAGCAAGUGUAUAUAAACGAUUUCAAGUGCGUGUAACCGACAAACAAUAGAUGCAGCAAUGUUACAUAAAGAAUAUACCUAUAUAAUUUAUUAUACAACAUAAAUAUACAUUAUACACGAUGACAAUUCUACCAAAUUCAAGAGAUUUUUUC
Rhopalosiphum maidis (corn leaf aphid) is the source of this 1193-nucleotide messenger RNA. RefSeq lists its product as uncharacterized. The transcript is spliced from 5 exons. The coding region runs from base 1 to 414 and encodes 137 amino acids. The record is from RefSeq and is a predicted model, not a curated record. NCBI's taxonomy places the organism in Eukaryota, Metazoa, Arthropoda, Insecta, Hemiptera, Aphididae.